Messenger RNA from Aureobasidium namibiae CBS 147.97, 858 nucleotides. RefSeq lists its product as uncharacterized. Lineage: Eukaryota; Fungi; Ascomycota; Dothideomycetes; Dothideales; Saccotheciaceae. The record is from RefSeq and is a predicted model, not a curated record. The transcript is spliced from 4 exons. Bases 1 to 858 code for a protein of 285 amino acids.
AUGUCGACCGACAAAUCAGGACUGGUCCAUCAUCUUGGAUAUGCGGAUUCCUUGAACGUUGCCAUCAGCAUCUGCUUGACAUACACGCUAAUCUUCACAUGUGUUCGAAUACAUCUGCGGAGGAACAGUUUCGGUGCGGAUGAUGUUGUCGUGGUCAUUGCUACCCUGACUGCAUUGGCACAUUUUGCAGCGUCGUACACAUGUCUCACAGCUGGUCUGGGGAAGCCAUACGAUAUUAUCAAAGCGAACAUCGGCCAACUGAGCUCUAGAGCGAUUGCUAGCGCUGUGUCAUUCGUCCUCGCCCUAUAUGCUGCAAAAAUUGCCGCCUUGGUGUUCUUGAUGCGCAUACAAUCGAAGACGCAGAGGUCAUACUUGUACCCCAUCCUCAUCUCGAUCUAUACCAUCCUGGCUUUCGCAAGCACUCUCGUAGUCACAGCAGGAUGCCCAUCAGGAUCAGGCUACUACUGGGACUUUGCAGGCAACAAAGACUCCUGCCCUAGCAAAAACGGUAGAUGGCAAGCCGUGACAGUGCUAGAUGUCAUAUCCGAAAUCGUCUUGUUAGCAUUGCCGGUCAACCUUGUAUGGUCGUUGCAGAUGCCUCAGAAGCGUAAGGUCAUGGUUAUAGUGACCUUUUGGUCCCGUGUCCCCACAAUAGCCCUCUCCGUCAUCCGCCAAAUCUACACUGCAAAGCUCUCCACCUCGAACACCGAUAUCUCCCUCUCCAGCACUUUGGUCACCAUCCUCAUGGCUGUCGAAGUCACCUACGCAUUGAUAUCCUGCACCCUCACGACCUCGAGCAACUUCACCAGCGGCUUCAGCACAGGAUUUGGAAUGGGCCACAUGCCCGAGGUGGCGUAG